CUAGUAAAUCUAUUGUCAAGAUGGGGCGCGGCGGUGGCGUGCCUCCCUCCCGGCCUCCCUCGCAGACGGCGUACUUCGUGGCCCUUGCCGGAGUAGCGCUGCUGUUGCUUAUGCUGUGCUGCUAUUUCCUCUACUUCUGCAUCAAGAAGAUCAAUGAACUGUCGGAGCACGAAUCAUUAUGUGGUGCACCUGCUUCACGCGCUCAAACCACGCCCGCGCGCACCGACGCCUACCCCGUGCAGCCAGGACCACCUUGCAUGGAUACUCCAGCUUAUUUGUGUAUGGUUGCAGUGGUGAGGGACAGUGCAACAGCGAUGGCGAAGUUAUGCAAGGAGCUGCCGAGUGGCGGCGGGCGGGGCACCGUAUUCCCCGCGGCGACGUCGCCCGCGGCCCUGCUGGCGGACACCGGCGCGCGCGGCGGGUCGCUGGCGUCAGGCAGCGACGGCGCCACCCUCAGCGACGAUACCGCCACUACCGGCACUAGCAUGGAGUCCCCCUACCACCCUACCACCCAGGAUCAUUUAGAUUAA
Molecule: messenger RNA, 530 nt
Organism: Cydia strobilella
Lineage: Eukaryota; Metazoa; Arthropoda; Insecta; Lepidoptera; Tortricidae
Exons: 3
Coding region: 21-530 (169 amino acids)
Source: RefSeq, a predicted model, not a curated record